AUGAUGGUGGAUUUGGGUCCGUUCUCAAACGAGAACUUCGACCCAAAGAAAUGGAUCAACUCAGCGUGUCAGAGUCGACACCCUCAGGAGUCAUUGGAUAAGCACCUAGUCGAUUUGGAGAUGAAACUCCAGAUGGUUUCCGAGGAAAUCGCCGCUUCUCUCGAGGACCAAAGCACCGCUGCUCUCCUCCGUGUUCCUCGUGCCACUCGUGACGUCAUCCGCCUCCGCGAUGACGCCGUUUCUCUCCGUUCUGCUGUCUCCGCCAUCCUCCAAAAGCUCAAGAAGGCAGAGGGAUCAUCUGCUGAAUCUAUAGCGGCACUUGCUAAGGUCGAUGUAGUUAAGCAGAGGAUGGAAGCUGCUUAUGAAACUUUGCAGGAUGCUGCUGGAUUAACCCAAUUAAGUUCAACAGUGGAGGAUGUAUUUGCCAGUGGUGAUCUCCCUCGUGCUGCUGAAACUCUGGCUAAUAUGAGGCAUUGCUUGUCUGCUGUCGGGGAGGUUGCUGAAUUUGCCAACAUAAGAAAGCAGCUUGAAGUCUUGGAGGAUAGGCUAGACACAAUGGUGCAGCCUCGUCUUACCGAUGCAUUAUCCAAUCGCAAGGUUGAUACUGCUCAAGAUUUGCGUGGAGUUCUCAUUAGAAUAGGAAGGUUUAAGUCGUUGGAAUCUCAAUAUUCAAAGGUACAUCUGAAACCAAUUAAACAACUUUGGGAAGACUUUGAAUCAAGAGAACGGGCUAAUAAGUCUGCAAAUGAGAAGAAUGAAAUGGAGAGAACAUCGAGUGUUGGCAAUUUUCAGUCUGUUUCACCUACAAUAUCGUUCUCCAAUUGGUUACCAAGCUUUUAUGACGAGCUACUACUUUAUCUUGAACAAGAAUGGAAAUGGUGUAUGAUUGCUUUUCCAGAAGAUUAUAAAACUCUUGUCCCGAGGUUAUUAAGUGAGACUAUGAUGGCUAUAGGUGCGAGUUUCAUAUCUCAUAUCAACCUUGCCAUUGGAGAUGCUGUUCCAGAAACAAAAGCAUUGGCUAAAGGUUUAUCAGAUAUUUUAUCUGGAGACAUGCAAAAGGGUAUUAAGCUUCAGACAAAGCACCUGGAGGCUUUGAUUGAAUUACACAAUAUCACCGGGUCCUUUGCAAGGAAUAUUCAGCACUUAUUUUUGGGUUCUGAUGUACAAGUUUUAAUGGAUGUGCUGAAAGCCGUGUACUUGCCAUAUGAAUCGUUUAAACAGAGGUAUGGACAAAUGGAGCGUGCAAUCCUUUCCUCUGAGAUUGCAGGAAUAGAUUUAAGAGGAGCUGUAAUUCGAGGGGUAGGAGCCCAAGGAGUUGAACUCAGUGAAACUGUUCGUAGGAUGGAGGAGUCUAUUCCUCAAGUUAUUAUACUUCUUGAAGCUUCUGCUGAGAGAUGCAUCAGUUUCACUGGAGGUUCUGAGGCAGAUGAGCUGAUUCUUGCCCUUGAUGACAUAAUGUUACAAUACAUUUCCACUCUACAAGAAACUCUCAAGUCACUUAGAACUGUGUGUGGUGUGGAUUUUGGUGGCGAUGGUACUGGAAAGAAAGACAUUGAGAAGAAAGAUGCAAGUCAAAAUGCUCGGAGAGUUGAUUUGGUCUCAAAUGAGGAGGAAUGGUCCAUGGUCCAAGGGGCACUGCAGAUCCUUACAGUUGCAGAUAGUUUGACAAGCAGAUCCUCUGUCUUUGAAGCAUCUUUAAGAGCUACUCUUGCUAGAUUAAGCACUACUUUAUCUUUUUCAGCAUUGGGUUCAAGUUUAGAUCAAAACCAGACUAUAAAUGGUAAUGAAGACGGAGAGCCAUCUUUUGGUGGGAGGGCUGCCUUGGACAUGGCAACACUGCGGCUGGUUGACGUGCCCGAGAAAGCCCGGAAACUCUUUAGCCUUUUGAAUCAGUCUAAAGAUCCCCGUUUCCAUGCUCUUCCCCUUGCGUCUCAAAGAGUUGCAGCAUUUGAAGACACAGUUAAUGAACUUGUAUAUGAUGUCCUCAUAUCUAAAGUACGGCAACGCCUCAGUGACGUGUCCCGUUUGCCAAUAUGGUCAUCAGUUGAGGAACAGAGUGCUUUUCCUCUCCCUACCUUCAGUGCAUAUCCACAAUCCUAUGUGACCAGUGUUGGUGAGUAUCUUCUUACUUUACCCCAACAAUUGGAGCCCCUUGCUGAGGGAAUAUCUAGCAGUGAAGCCAACGAUGAAGCACAGUUCUUUGCAACUGAAUGGAUGUUCAAGGUUGCAGAGGGUGCAACAGCACUCUACAUAGAGCAGUUGCGUGGGAUUCAGUACAUUACAGAUCGCGGUGCGCAGCAGCUAUCAGUUGACAUUGAUUAUCUUAGUAACGUGCUUUCGGCUCUGUCAAUGCCAAUCCCUGCAGUUCUGGCUACAUUUCAAAGUUGUCUUUCUACCUCAAGAGAUCAGUUAAAAGAUCUUCUGAAGACAGAUUCAGCAAACCAACUUGAUCUACCAACAGCAAACCUUGUGUGUAAGAUGCGGCGGGUGAACUUAGAUUCGUGA
Messenger RNA from Lathyrus sativus (Indian pea), 2505 nucleotides. The record is from the annotation of a GenBank genome assembly. Lineage: Eukaryota; Viridiplantae; Streptophyta; Magnoliopsida; Fabales; Fabaceae.